Molecule: messenger RNA, 834 nt
Organism: Grus americana (Whooping crane)
Lineage: Eukaryota; Metazoa; Chordata; Aves; Gruiformes; Gruidae
Gene: RPL10
Product: ribosomal protein L10
Exons: 6
Coding region: 128-775 (215 amino acids)
Biological process (GO): translation; ribosomal large subunit assembly
Cellular component (GO): ribosome; cytosolic large ribosomal subunit
Molecular function (GO): structural constituent of ribosome
Source: RefSeq, a predicted model, not a curated record
CGGCAAGGCCGCGGGUGGGGGGGGGCGGGUCCCGAGGCCGCGGCGCCGCUCCGCUCCCCGUGUCCCCUCCGCCGCCGCCCCAACCCGUGCCGCUGUCUCCCGCAGGUCCCCACGGCCCGGAGCCGCCAUGGGCCGCCGCCCGGCGCGAUGUUACAGAUACUGCAAGAACAAGCCGUACCCCAAGUCCCGCUUCUGCAGGGGGGUCCCUGACCCCAAAAUCCGCAUCUUCGAUCUGGGGCGGAAGAAGGCGAAGGUGGACGAGUUCCCCCUCUGCGGGCACAUGGUGUCGGACGAGUACGAGCAGCUCAGCUCGGAGGCGCUGGAGGCCGCCCGCAUCUGCGCCAACAAGUACAUGGUGAAGAGCUGCGGGAAGGACGGGUUCCACAUCCGCGUGCGCCUGCACCCCUUCCACGUCAUCCGCAUCAACAAGAUGUUGUCCUGCGCCGGCGCUGACAGGCUGCAGACGGGGAUGCGCGGCGCCUUCGGGAAGCCGCAGGGCACGGUGGCGCGGGUGCACAUCGGGCAGGUGAUCAUGUCCAUCCGCACCAAGGCCCAGAACAAGGAGCACGUGGUGGAGGCCCUGCGCCGCGCCAAGUUCAAGUUCCCGGGGAGGCAGAAGAUCCACAUCUCCAAGAAGUGGGGGUUCACCAAGUUCAAUGCCGACGCCUUCGAGGACAUGGUGGCCCAGAAGCGCCUGAUCCCCGACGGCUGCGGGGUGAAGUACGUCCCGUGCCGGGGGCCCCUCGACCGCUGGCGGGCCCUGCACGCCGCCUGAGCCCCGGGGGGGUCCCACCUGCAAUAAACGCGUGGGGGGCCCUCCCCCCCUCCCCACUG